Puccinia graminis f. sp. tritici CRL 75-36-700-3 is the source of this 582-nucleotide messenger RNA. RefSeq lists its product as uncharacterized. The record is from RefSeq and is a predicted model, not a curated record. Lineage: Eukaryota; Fungi; Basidiomycota; Pucciniomycetes; Pucciniales; Pucciniaceae. The transcript is spliced from 4 exons. The coding region runs from base 1 to 582 and encodes 193 amino acids.
AUGGCUAAGAUUUUAGUCUACCUACGGAAUUCUGAACAUUGGAGAGAACUCAAAUGGACUUUUCCAAACUCCGUAGAUUUAUUGACUCAGCUGAUCAAAAGACAUUUACAAUGUGCAUUUCCGUCAAACGAGUUCAUCGAAUUUUCCAUCUCACUUUCGGAGUCGCUAUUACAAGGUAUCAUAAUCUUGAUUGGGGGCAAAGGUAAUAAUGACGCCAAGAAAGCAGCUGCUUCAUUUGUCGAACACAUUGGUAAAAUUGGAGAGUCUAAUCCCUCAAUCUCAGUGGAGGUCGUUCGAAGAAUUUUAAAAUUAACAUCAACCCGGCCGAGCGGAUCGAGAAAUUUUGGAUUGUGUUGUUGGGAGACGAUUUCCCUGUUACUCGAAACGGAUGCCUUGAAGCCUCUUGAGCAACAUGGCGAUGGUCGAAAACUACUCCAAUCUAUCCUCCACAUGGUCACUCGUAAUUUAAAUCAACCCAAGGUUUCUGUGAAUCGAGUCUUGACUGGCUCGAAAAUGUUGCGUUCUUUUAUGGCUCUCGAGUCUUCGCAUCAACGUCUGACGAGUUCCUUGAACUUCUUCUAG